Messenger RNA from Arachis duranensis, 1205 nucleotides. RefSeq names its product cytosolic sulfotransferase 15. Lineage: Eukaryota; Viridiplantae; Streptophyta; Magnoliopsida; Fabales; Fabaceae. The record is from RefSeq and is a predicted model, not a curated record. Gene Ontology annotation, biological process: sulfation. Bases 72 to 1076 code for a protein of 334 amino acids. The transcript is spliced from 2 exons. Gene Ontology annotation, molecular function: sulfotransferase activity. Gene Ontology annotation, cellular component: cytoplasm.
CAAGGCUAAACCAUAUCUAGUUAUCUAUCAUUAUAUUCUUUCCAAUUUUCACCUCAGCAUCAACACUAACUAUGUCUAUGGAGGAUGAGGAAGCCAUUGAGGGUGAGCAUUUGCUAAGCCAAGAGUGCAAGAACAUGAUUAUCUCCCUGCCAAGAGAGAGAGGAUGGAGAACACGUUAUCUCUAUUUUUUCCAAGAUUUUUGGUGCCAAUCAGCAGAAAUCCAAUCCAUAACCAAAUUCCAGAACCAUUUUCAAGCAAAGGACACUGAUAUCAUUAUUGCUACCAUUCCGAAAUCAGGGACAACGUGGUUGAAAGCCCUAGCCUUCGCCAUCGCCAACCGCGGCCGAUUCGCCCCCUCGGAGAAGAAUCACCCUUUGCUCACUUCCAAUUCUCAUGCCCUUGUGCCAUUCCUUGAGUACACAGUUUAUGGUGGUAGAUUUGACCACGUUCCUGACUUAUCCAACAUGGUUGAGCCAAGACUAUUUGGUACUCAUAUUCCAUACCAUUCAUUGGCCAAGUCAAUUAAGGACUCCAAUUGCAAGAUAAUCUACAUUUGCAGGAACCCUUUGGACACAGUUGUCUCAACUUGGAUUUUCAUCAACAAAAUCAAGCCGGAAUAUUUGCCUACAUUGACGUUAGAGGAAGCUUUUGAAAUGUAUUGUGAAGGAAAAAUUGGGUAUGGUCCUUCUUGGAACCAUAUGUUAGGUUAUUGGAAUGAGAGCACAGCUAGGCCAGAAAAGAUACUCUUCUUGAAGUAUGAAGAUCUCAAAAAAGAUACAAUUUUUCAUGCCAAAAAAUUGGGGGAGUUUUUGGGGUGCCCUUUCACAAUUGAGGAGGAGAAUAAUGGUUUGAUUGAGAGUAUAAUCAAGCUGUGUAGCUUUGAAAAUAUGAGGGAAUUGGAAGUGAAUAAGUCUGGAACAUUUGCAAGUAACUUUGAGAAUAAGUACUUGUUUAGGAAGGCUCAAAUUGGGGAUUGGAUUAACUAUUUUUCCCCAUCAAUGGUUGAGAAAUUGUCCAAGAUUCUACAAGAAAAGUUGAAUGGAUCUGGCCUCUCAUUUGAAGUAUUGCACUCUUAAUUAUAUAUAUGUACAAGUUGGCUAUAUUAUUGGUAACACAAGAACUAUAUGUUGAAAUAUUGUACUCUUAAUUAUAUAUGUACAAGUUGGCUGUAUUAUUGGUAACACGAGAACUAUAUGUUUAAAGUA